AUGUCGACAGUCAGCGCCCUGCCUUUCCUGAAAUCUAGCCUCCUAAUGCGCCCUCCCAUGGGUUCCCACUCCCCCAGGCGCGGGCGUCGCCACACACUCCCGGCCAGCGAGUUCCGUUGCCUCAGCCCGGAGGACGCAAUCAGCGUGUUUGAGAUCGAGAGAGAGGCCUUCAUCUCUGUGUCUGGAGAGUGUCCGCUCCACUUGGAUGAGGUGUGUCACUUCCUGACGCUGUGCCCUGAGCUGUCUCUGGGCUGGUUUGAGGAGGGACGCCUCGUUGCCUUCAUCAUAGGAUCACUGUGGGACCAGGAGAAACUAGCCAUGGACGCUCUCACCCUCCACAAGCCCCAUGGCUCCACGGUCCACCUCCAUGUGCUUGCUGUCCACCGCACCUUCCGGCAGCAAGGCAAGGGCUCCAUCCUGAUGUGGCGCUACCUGCAGUACCUGCGCUGCCUGCCCUAUGUGCGCUGCGCCGUGCUCAUGUGCGAAGACUUCCUGGUCCCUUUCUACCAGAAGUCAGGAUUUAAAGUUCAGGGCCCCAGCGACAUCACCGUGGGGCCCCUGACCUUCAUUGAGAUGAUGUACCCUGUCCGGGGCCACGCGUACAUGCGCCGCAACAGUGGUGUUUGA
Molecule: messenger RNA, 627 nt
Organism: Salvelinus namaycush (lake trout)
Lineage: Eukaryota; Metazoa; Chordata; Actinopteri; Salmoniformes; Salmonidae
Product: serotonin N-acetyltransferase-like
Exons: 3
Coding region: 1-627 (208 amino acids)
Biological process (GO): response to light stimulus; circadian rhythm
Cellular component (GO): cytoplasm
Molecular function (GO): aralkylamine N-acetyltransferase activity
Source: RefSeq, a predicted model, not a curated record